This is a messenger RNA of Scylla paramamosain (green mud crab), 2407 nucleotides long. RefSeq lists its product as uncharacterized. The record is from RefSeq and is a predicted model, not a curated record. The transcript is spliced from 2 exons. Bases 1569 to 1997 code for a protein of 142 amino acids. NCBI's taxonomy places the organism in Eukaryota, Metazoa, Arthropoda, Malacostraca, Decapoda, Portunidae.
CUUGUUCGCUUCGUUCCUGCUCCUCUCGUGCUUCCGAAGCACCGAGGAUUCGUACCCGACCCGACCUAUGGGCAUGGCGUGAUUGUGGUGGGAGACUCAGCUGGGGUUCGACCGCGUUCUUAUGACUACCGUGGUCUCCGAAGGUGACCUGCCUAGCUGCGGGGAGUUGCUGUUGGCCUUAGCUCAGUCAGCUACCGACUGUUCCACUAUUUUGCUGCUCGUUUCUAACAUCUCGCCUUACUGGCUGAUGGGACUGUGGACAAGAUGUGUAUCUAGCCAGACACCAUUCCUGGGCUACACAUACUCCAUGAUCCCCUUGACGCUGCGACCUCGCCCUGCUGAAAGCAACAUGUAUGUUCGGCCUCCCGCCUCGCUAUUUUACGUGACAACACCAAGCGUUUGCAAGCGAGUCUACCUGCGUGUCACCCUUCCCGACCCCGUGGCCUGCCUCUGUUAUAUGUGUCUGACGUCCGUGAGAAAUGUGGAUUAAUACAUUGUGAUAUUUUCUUGUGUCGGGGUGAUAGUUUUUCCUCUCCUUGAUAUCCAAUCCUGGAGAAGUAACAAAUGAAUACCUGAUACCGUGGGAACAGCUGCCUUCGUCCACGUGACAUGGUAGCCUGUAUCCCUCAUAAAUAAAUAGUGUAGUUAUUGCAGCUCAUUCACUUUGAAAAAGGAAAAUGCAAUAGUAUAACCUGGCAUGAGAGUUGUGCAGAUAUUCAUAGGUAUUUUUCAUUGGAUUUGCAUAAUUCUUAGUCUACUGAUUAAGCAAAUUGUGAAAAAUAGCUCCAGGCACUCCAUUCUUCUAGUAUCCUCUUGAUAAAAGCACAAAACAUAUUUUUUUCUUCCCCACUAAGAAUUAAGCCGUGUCUACACUAUCGGGUAGUGCCCGACGGACAGUAGUUGCUGAGUGGGUUUCUCUCGCUUCCGAAGCAGUGUUAUGAGAUGAGGUAAAGGGGCAAACCCUUCACUUUUCGACAGAGCCUGUCAGGCUACCCUACCGGGUAGCGUCUGCCUGAAGUAUCUAUCCCGCACUGCUCGAGAAAUGGUUUGGUUGGGGUGUUAAGGUCGUUCAGUAGGCAUUAAGUGGUUCAUUUGCACUAGUAGAAGGGCGGCCGGACAUGGCGAUAUACAGAGAACACUUUAAAUGUGUGACCGGUAACUACAUUGAUCCGAGGAAGCCUUUAGUGUUUCACACUAUCUGCCAGACGAGACAGUGUCUGGUGUUUCGCACAGACGCAUUCAUGGACAGCAGCUGCUCGUUCAUGUUAGCCCGUCGUUUCCUCGCUUCUGACGUCAUCUCUGUGCCUGCCAUUCACCCUUCCCAGUUUGUGUAUUAGAACGGGAUACAGUAAGGUGUGUCCACACGGUCGAACAGUGUCUAUCGGGCAAACGCUGUUACCAGUUAACAAUGGGAAGCGGAAAAGCUCGCUGAUGACGUUAGAAGCGUGCACCAGGAAGUGUACCGGACACGAUAAACAGCGUAGAGUCACUUGGUUACCGGAUUUUUUAAGUCUGUUAUACGUCUGUCAGGAGAAAAGUUGCUAAUCGAACUAUACCGGCAGAACCCCAUGAUUAUGGAACGUCAAGGCAGAAGUUUACAAAGAAGUGUAGCGGCAAUCAAUAAAAUAACGGCAGAACUUCAGAAGUGUGGAUUAUCUGCUAAUGCUCCUGAAGUGAAGAAGAAAAUAGAAUCCAUUCGUAAUCAAUACAGGAGAGAGCUACGUAAACAGGAGAAAUCAAAGAAGUCGGGGGCUGGUGCUUACAGCAUGUACACCCACACAUUAUGGUGUUUCGAUGACCUCUGCUUCCUCAGCAAUGGCGACAACAUGAGAGAAUGUGUUUCAAGUAUGGAAAGCCAAGCGUCCCAUAUGCCUGAAGAAGUGUCUGAUCAUGAGAUUUUUACCGAUCCCGUUCUGAUCGAGAUACAGGACUCCUACAGAGCUUCUUCAACCUGCAUCGACCUCUGGCUGUCGUAUGGACAAUUCCCGUAUACGUGAACACUCUCCUGUGCCAUCCACUAUCAAAAGACCCACCAAGAGAGCUCGAGUAUCAGACGACACAGAUAAAGUCAUUGAACAAGCUCUAGAACAAUUGAGUGCAUUGUCAUCUACACAUGAAUGCGGCGAUGAUUUUGGUACUGUAGUCGCAAACGGUCUACGACAGAUCUAUGGAGACACUAAAAUAUAUGCAGAAAAACUAAUUAACGAUGUACUAUUUAUGGGUAAACUCGGUAAACUAACAGCGUCGACAAAGCUGAUCGAAUAAUAAUAAAGGGAAACAGAAUAGGGGUGGAGCACGGAAGAGACGACUGUAUUAGAAAGUGUGCCGAUAUUGACAAAAAAAAAAAAAAUGGAGUAGAGAAGUGGUUUAAAAGUAAUUGUCAUUUCGCAAAUGAUGCAGGUGUCUC